Messenger RNA from Phyllotreta striolata, 637 nucleotides. The record is from the annotation of a GenBank genome assembly. NCBI's taxonomy places the organism in Eukaryota, Metazoa, Arthropoda, Insecta, Coleoptera, Chrysomelidae.
CGACGACACAGCAUCCCUUACUGAAAUUUACCGAUGAGACUAAACGCCCGUUUAAACAAAAACCUCUUAAACUACCUUUCUUAUAAGUUAAUAAUAACAUAGUUCUGAACUAAGCAAAAGAAUAUUAAGUGAUGAAGACCUUUAGGAAAACAAUUCUCUCACAGUUCUCGUUCAUAAACUUUUUCAGAUUACAUAUGACUUCCACUAAGAAAGGGGCGCAAAACAACGCCUAUUUCUUUCCACUCGUUUGCGAACAAUAGUGUGUACUGGUGCAUUGAAAAGAAAUUCUUCGGCGCGUAAAGUUCUAGAUGAGAGCUGAACAAAAAAAAGGGCUGCGAUGACCAGAUUCGUGUGUUUGGAGUCCACUCCCAGAAUUGCAUUCGUUAUUGCACAGCCGAAACGCCUAUUCGGUUCGUUGCCGAUGGUUUUGAGACGCCGAAAACGCGAUUCAUGGGGGGCCCCGGCCGAAGAGCAACCCCACCCCGCCACGACAACCGGGAGGCAGCGAUCUAGCUUAGCGUUCGAGGUCUUCGGUCCUUGCCCGGCCGUUGACACCGUCAAAUUUCGAAAUCGUGAAGUCUGUGGUUCCUUCUCCUUCGGUUACACGCUGGCUUACCGGGGUACCAAGGGCCGCUGA